GAUUGCUAUAUAAGUAGGUAGCAAAUGCUCUGAUCGUUUAUUGUGUUUUUAAACGUGAAGUAGUGAACGUGAAAUUUUGUGAAACCCAAAUGGCUCGUACCAAGCAAACUGCACGCAAAUCGACUGGUGGAAAAGCACCACGCAAACAACUGGCUACAAAGGCCGUUCGCAAGAGUGCUCCAGCCACUGGAGGUGUGAAGAAGCCCCAUCGCUAUCGCCCUGGAACAGUGGCCUUGCGUGAAAUCCGUCGCUACCAAAAGAGCACCGAGCUUCUAAUCCGGAAGCUGCCUUUCCAGCGUCUGGUGCGUGAAAUCGCUCAGGACUUUAAGACGGACUUGCGAUUCCAGAGCUCGGCGGUUAUGGCUCUGCAGGAAGCUAGCGAAGCCUACCUAGUUGGUCUCUUCGAAGAUACCAACUUGUGUGCCAUUCAUACCAAGCGUGUCACCAUUAUGCCCAAAGACAUCCAGUUAGCGCGACGCAUUCGCGGUUAGCGUGCUUAAGCUGACAGGGCAUCAACUUGCAGUGUAGUACUCCAUAAUCGGUCCUUUUCAGGACCACAAA
Messenger RNA from Drosophila simulans, 561 nucleotides. Its product is annotated as histone H3-like. The transcript has a single exon. The record is from RefSeq and is a predicted model, not a curated record. NCBI's taxonomy places the organism in Eukaryota, Metazoa, Arthropoda, Insecta, Diptera, Drosophilidae. Gene Ontology annotation, molecular function: protein heterodimerization activity; structural constituent of chromatin; DNA binding. Bases 90 to 491 code for a protein of 133 amino acids. Gene Ontology annotation, cellular component: nucleosome.